Fonsecaea nubica is the source of this 1173-nucleotide messenger RNA. RefSeq lists its product as hypothetical. Gene Ontology annotation, cellular component: cytoplasm; nucleus. Bases 1 to 1173 code for a protein of 390 amino acids. Gene Ontology annotation, biological process: protein phosphorylation. Gene Ontology annotation, molecular function: ATP binding; cyclin-dependent protein serine/threonine kinase activity. NCBI's taxonomy places the organism in Eukaryota, Fungi, Ascomycota, Eurotiomycetes, Chaetothyriales, Herpotrichiellaceae. The record is from RefSeq and is a predicted model, not a curated record. The transcript has 3 exons.
AUGCCGGUGGACGUCAGCUUUACCGAAAGACUAGGCAACAUUGUGUCUUUGACAAAUGCUUUCAUUUCAGCAGGCGACGAUGGAGAUUUGGCUCGCAACAAGGCCAGAGAUGUCGAGGGCGAAAUUCUGCAGUCGGCUUCUUCUCCAGAAGAAUACCAGAGACAGCUACAAGAAGCCCUACAAGCCUCCCACACCCACGAUGUAUCGCCCUCGGUCGAGUCCGAUCCUCCGCCAGAGCCCGAAAUACUGAACCAUGAAGGUCCUAGCUUUGGAGCUUACGAGUUCGCAACCUACCAUUCAGACGGGCAGAUGUCGACGAUUUUCAAGGCACAGGCAAAGCAUGACAAAGGCCCGGUUCGAAUAGUGGCCCUGAAAGUUACUUGUCCGGCCAUGACGGCGCCGCCGCAUAACUCGGAGCGGGAAGCUCGACUGCUCGUCAAGGCGCGGCAUGAGCAUGUAGUGCCUCUCCUAGACACCAUUCACGAAUCAGGGGGGAAAUUCAUCCUCGUGUUCCCCUUUCUCAGGCAAGAUCUGGAAAAUCUGCUCCGGUCAGGCAGGUUGGACAAGAACCAAGCAAGCAUGGUAUUUGAUGGACUCUUCCAAGCCUUGGAACACAUUCACGCACUGGGCAUAAUCCAUAGAGAUGUCAAGCCGUCCAACAUCCUGCUAAAGUCGAUGACUGGACCAGUCUACCUGAUAGACUUCGGCAUCGCAUGGUCUCCCGAGGACAAGGACUCGGAGCCGGCAGAGUCCAAGAUAACCGAUGUUGGUACAACCUGCUAUCGCCCUCCAGAGAUCCUUUUUGGUGAUCAUUCAUACGACACCUCGUUGGACAUAUGGGCAGCAGGAUGCGUUGUCGCAGAAAUCGUCAAAGAGGGCCACUUUCCGGUGUUCGACGCUGGUCCGUUGGGCAGCGAGCUCAGUCUGAUCAGAUCCAUAUUUACGACGCUUGGGACACCGGAUGCUGACAGUUGGCCCUCUGCGAAAGCAUGUCGUGACUGGGGCAAGAUGAGAUUUCAGAAGUACCCAGCGAAACCUUGGAGCGACAUUCUGCCCGGUGCUCCCGUGUCCGCCAUUGACUUUGUGUCCCGAACUGUGUGCUACGAAAAGACAAGGAGGUUGACUGCAAAGGAAGCUCUUCAGCAUGAUCUGAAGUCUGUCAUUGGGAGAUGA